Messenger RNA from Pogonomyrmex barbatus (red harvester ant), 975 nucleotides. RefSeq lists its product as uncharacterized. The record is from RefSeq and is a predicted model, not a curated record. NCBI's taxonomy places the organism in Eukaryota, Metazoa, Arthropoda, Insecta, Hymenoptera, Formicidae.
AUCUUGACUAUUUCAGUUUAUUUAAAGUUUCGUCUUGAUUUUUCUUUCGCGCGCACAAUUUCUCUGAGCUCCACGUUUUUCAAUCCACUCGGCCAUUUUUCAACCCGAAUCAAUUGUACCUCGUGCCAAUAAGUGCGCGAGGGAAGACUAGAGUUUUUCUCUCUUCUUGUGAACAAUACCCGGCACACCGAGAAGAGCGUACCCUCUCAGACCUCGUCAUGCGACUGGAUCGCAUGCGCUCGCAGCAGACAGAGGCAGGAGAAACUAGAAAAGGACUGCGCGUGGACUUUGGCGCUCAGUUCAACACGCGCCGGCGUACGGUUCGCGUCUCGUUCGCGAUUUUCCCGCGAUCGACCGGUGGAUGGACGGCGAUUUAAUGGUCGCGCGAUCGGCGUUGGGUGCUAGGGAAUAUUCAACGUGUUUGUGUUUUGUUUCCUCUCCCCUCGACGCUGGCCGCCUGUGCGUAGCGAUGAUUCGCGACGCGGAUGUUCGCGCGUAGAGCGACGUUUCGCCGCUCGCAUCAUCUGUCAUCGGUGCUCUCGCGGUAGUACCCUCGAUCGUAGGUUUCCUCCUAUUCCUCGCGUAAGUAGCACGAUGACGACCGAGACUCCGAAGGUGGAGUUCGCUCUUGGCAGCGAGGUCUCGCCCGGUCGUUUCUUCAAGAGCGCGUUCGCGCGGAACUUCAUCAGCAGCGGCCGUGACUGCAAGUCCCUGGAUUACGAGCUGCUCGACAACGCCGUGGAGAACGAGGAGGACCGCAACAACAACGCCCGGAACAACAAUUUCCUCUCGCUCGUGAAUUUCGCGGAUGGCAAGCCGGCGAACGUCGUCGUCGGCGGCGGCGGUGGCGGCGGCGGCGACGGCGAUGGCGACGACGACGCGGCGCGAGCCGCCGCCGCUCUCUGGGAGCAAACGAAGCCGAAGGAGGCGGCACAGCCGGCUGCAGAUGCGAAUGAAUUGGAGAAACUUCGAAAG